AUGGAUUUGGGUCAAGUUCAAAAAUUAAUUGAUGAAAUAGUUGAUACCAAGCUACAAGUCCUUUAUAGGAUAAUACAAACACAAAGGCAAUUAUUAGAAAGCCUAAUAUCGAAAUUAGAAAGCCUGCCUAUAUCUUUCAGCCAGAUAACGAUAGACCCAAACAAUGAAAACACAUGCACCAAUGUUAAUUCUUUUAAUACGCCAAUAAAAACCCCACUCAUAAGUCCAGAAAAAUUAGAAAUUUAUGAAGAAGUUGUAAAGAAAACGAUAGAAAGCAAGAAAAAAAGAGUUGAAGAUAUUAAAAAAAAGAAAGGAGAAGACGAAGAAAAGAAAAAAAUGAUGAUAGCCAAGAUGAAAGAAGAUGAGAUUAAAAAAAGACUUGAAGACACAAAGAAAAAAGAAGAAAUUAAGAGAAGGCUAGAAAUUGAAAAAGAAAGGAAAAAACAAGAAGAAAUUGAAAGGAAAAAAAAGGCAGAAGAAGAAAAAAUUAAAAAAUUCAACGAAUAUCGAGUAAAAUUUGAGGAAGAAGAAGCUAAGAAAAAAAUAGAAAAUGCAAAAAAAGUAGAAGCAUUAAAGGAAAAAUUGGCAGAGGAGAAGAAAAAGGAAAAAAGUAAGAAAAUGCUGCCAAAGACAAAAAGCGAAAAAAAUCUAAAUGAAGAGAUCGAAAAUGUCAAGCAAGCUACAAGUGAAGAAGACAGUGGGAAUAAAAUAGAGGAAGAAAAAAUAAUAGAAAAAGAGCCUGAAAUUGAAGAAAUUCAGAAAGAAAAACCAGUUUCAAACGAAAAAGGCAUUAAUCCAUUGCUUAUGACUUAUUCACUUCAUGAAUUAAACUCGAAAAUAGAUGAACUGCUAUCAGCUCAUAAAAUUGAGGAUCUAAAUUCACAAAUUGAAUAUGCCCCGUCAAUUGGCGUAAAAAGUGUAUUAAAUGUAAUUACAACGCUGCCGGAUGAAAAAUUUUAUCUUGAUAUAAUACCUGAAAAUGAUAUAAUUUGAAUAUUCCGAGUCUUUUUCCAGUUUUUAGGACAAACCUUACCAGAAAACCCAGAAGAAGCUUGGGAAAUAUGCAAAGUUCUGUUUCAGAUCCUUCGGGCUAAAUCUACUCACAAGCAAGCAAUCUCAGACUUGAUCUCACGAUUCAAUUUUUCAAAUGAAAAUUUAGACAGCAUUGAAAUCCUCAUUUCAGGCCACCAAAAUAUGAUUAACCCUCAAUUUUUCUCACAAAGUCCUUUAGCUAGCUUAAUGGUCUUUUUCCUAACUCCCCCUCCGAUGUGAACAAUUUUUUUUAAUAUAAAUAAUUUUUGAGAAAAAAAAUGUUUCGUUGCACAAGUGAAAAUUAUUAAAUAAAAUUUCCUGUUGAAUUUUAAGCCGAUUGCAUUUUAAAACAUAAAUUUUGCAAAUAAAUAAAUUUUUACUUCAUAAUUUUUUUAGUUGGUAUUUUUUUAAUUUUAAAGAAAAUUAUUAUAAAAUUUAUAGGAAUUGUCUUUAAAUUGCACGAUAAAUGUUUAAGGAUAUAAAGCUCUUCUCUGCAGUUGGUCUAUUAAGCUAAGGUCGGCAAUUGAAUCACAAAAGGCUCACUUGCAAGCUCUCCAAUUGGUUUGAUCAGCCUGAGUUGGCCAUACCAACUCGAGAUAGGAGCUCUCCAUCCUUAAACCCUUAUUGGUAAUUUAAAAGAAAUUAUUAUAUAUAAUUUUUUUUAAAAAAAAAUUACCUCGUCUCCGUGAGCGGACAAAUUCUUUUUGUUCGCUAUCGGAGGGGGUAGGUAGUAAAAGAAAUCUUAGUUUUCAAUGGUCUUAUGGAAGCAAAAACUUCCCCUCCACCAAAAAUCUAUCAAAGGCUGAUUUAUAAGCGAGCACAAUUUAGUUAA
This is a messenger RNA of Blepharisma stoltei, 1864 nucleotides long. NCBI's taxonomy places the organism in Eukaryota, Ciliophora, Heterotrichea, Heterotrichida, Blepharismidae. The record is from the annotation of a GenBank genome assembly.